UGAUUAUCAAAAUGUACACACGGCUCGUUACAGUUUUAAUAUUUUACUUGAACUUUAAAGAAAUCAAAGCAGAUGAACUGGAAGUUUGUAUGGAUACACUGGGUUGCAUUGAGGGUACAUAUAAACCAGGGAGUGAAGUGCAACAGUAUGAAGCCUUCUUGGGUAUACCUUACGCCAAGCCGCCUAUUGGUGAACUAAGAUUCAGGAGCCCGGUACCAGUUGAGCCGUGGAAAGGUAAACUACUGGCAAAAACGCUGCAAGCAGAUUGUAUACAAAAGAAUUACUUCUUAUCUCCAGCCGUUGUGAGUGGCGAAGAGGACUGUCUGUAUUUGAAUGUCUAUCGUCCCGCACUACGAUCUGCUGACAAACUACCCGUUUUGUUUUAUAUACACGGCGGUGGAUUCUUUACUGGCUCCCCAGGUCUGCUCUUUUAUGGACCUGAAUAUUUUAUGGAUACGAAUGAGACUAUACUGGUAAUACCGGGCUAUCGUUUGGGCCCAUUUGGGUUUCUCAGUACGGGCGAUGAGCAUAUGACCGGGAAUUUCGGAUUGAAGGAUCAGAAUUUAGCGCUCAAAUGGGUCCAAUCUCAUAUUUCCGCUUUCGGUGGUGACCCGUCGCGCGUUACUAUUUUUGGACAUAGCUCUGGCGGUGUAUCAACGCAUUUGCAUAUGCUUAGCUCCGCCUCAAAAGGUUUGUUUCGCAAUGCCAUUUCUAUUAGUGGCCUUGCAAUUUCAGCAUUUGCCAGACCAAUUGAUUCAAAGGCACAAACUAUUAAAAUGGCCGUUGCUGUGGGAAUUACCAACGCUUCAAAAAUGUCUUCAAAAGAACUUGUCGAUGCGCUGCGUAAAAUCGAAUCGACGAAAUUGGUGGAAGCUUGCGAUGCCCUGAAAAUAUGGAAUGUCUAUCCAUUCGUAAAUUUUAGGCCUACAAUCGAAAAAGAAUCAUGGCCGCAACCAUUUUUAACUACUGAUAUCUUCAAAUUGUUCGAUAACAAGCCGCCCAAGACAGUCCCGUGGAUUUCAGCUGUUUUACCAUCGAAAGGCGAAGGUACGGUUUUAGCGCUAAGACUUGCUGCAGAUCCGGCUUUGCAGGCUGAGUUCAAUGAGAAGUUUGAUGAAUUGCUUAAAGUGACAUUAGAGUUUCCUGCUGUAGGAAAACCAGAAAAGGUUAAUGAAGCUUUACAACUUUUAGUGGCAGAGUACAUGGGGGGAGCUCAUGAGUUGAAUAAUGGUACCGUGACUGGUUUCUUAGAGAUUUUUGGCGAUGCUAAUUUUCAUUAUCCAUUCUACAAAACUAUGGUCGCCAAUGUGAACUCUGGUGCUGCAGCGCAAAGUCCUAUUAGACUUCUAACGUUCGAUUACCGUGGACCGUAUUCAUAUUCUACUCUCUUUUCGGGCACUAUGGAUAACUUUGGCACUGCACAUAUUGAUGAUACCCUCUUCCUUUUCCGUGCACCAUUAAUUGCACCGAAAGGAUAUUUAAAAUCGUCGCCUGAGGUUAAAUUAGUUAAGAGUUAUGUGGGCCUGUAUGUGGAGUUUGCCAAAACUGGAAACAUUGAAAUCUUUAAUGAAAUUAACUCCUGCACAAAAGAUACGUUGGCAGCUCAAGGUUUUUGUGAUUAUUUAUCAAUCGUCAAAGAAAAAGACCUUUUCCGGGCAAACAAUACCUGGAAUAUUAAGCGCAUGAAAUUGUGGGAGUCUGUAUACAAACUGGUCUACUGAGAGAGCCAAUGAUUUAAAUAUCCAUAAAAAUGUAUAUAUAAAACAUUAAAUAUCGAUAAAUGUAUGGGAAAAUGGAUGUAUGGAUAAUUAACAUACAGAUUCGCGAUUACCUUUAAUUUCCCUUCAAUAUAUUGAUACCUUCAAAUUUAUAAGCUUUCUCAAUUAUUAUGCAGAAUAACAGAAAAUAAAUCUGUAGAUGCUUUUCAUUUCAAUUCAACCGGGCUAUUCGGGUCAUGUUCUUCGAUUUCGAUGUAACUUAAAUAUGUUGCUCUCUGGUCACAAUAAUGAGACACGUAUUUUUUUAUUUGCCCGAAAAAAAAAUUUUUCAAGAGUUAUCGGCAAUUUUGUUUUUCGGCUCAAUCUCGAUUUUUUUUAAUUAUAUAAGAAAAAAUUUUUUUUUAAAUGCCCAUAACUUAGUCAAAAAUGAACCGAUUUUAAUAAUUCUGGGUUCAAAAUGAUCAUAAUUACUUACACGAGCGACUUCAUGUAGAAAUAAUUGCAAAAAAGUAGUUAAAAAUUUUUUAUUUAGCAAAAAAGAAAAAAAAUUUAAAUUUUUUCGAAAUUCAAUAUUUCAAAAAGUGUAUUUUUUUUCUAUAACUUUUUCCAAAUCAAGAGGACACCUCAAACUUCAAUUAAGCUGAAUGCCCAUUAGCUAAAAUGAGUUCUUUUUGAGUAAUGAAUGUUUGAGUAAAAAACCUGUUUCGCACUUUUUGUUUUUUGCAAAAUAAAGAAUUUUCAACUACUUUUUUGCAACCGUUUCUACAUGAAAUCGCUCUGUAAGUAAUACCGAUCAAGUUAUGAGCAUUUAAAAAAAAAAGUUCUUAUAUUAUUAAAAAAAAAAUCGAUUUUGAGCCGAAAAACAAAAUUGCCGAUAAAGCUUGAAAAAAAAAUUUUUCGGGCGAACAAAAAAAUACGUGUCUCAUUAUUUUGACCAGAGAGCAACAUAUUUGAGUUGCAUCGAAAUCGAAGAACAUGACCCGAAUAGCCCGGUUGAAUUGAAAUGGAAAGCAUCUGUAGUAUAAAAUGUUCGAAACC
Molecule: messenger RNA, 2756 nt
Organism: Anastrepha ludens (Mexican fruit fly)
Lineage: Eukaryota; Metazoa; Arthropoda; Insecta; Diptera; Tephritidae
Product: juvenile hormone esterase-like
Exons: 7
Coding region: 12-1721 (569 amino acids)
Source: RefSeq, a predicted model, not a curated record